UACAUCAAUGGUGACCUGCAAUGGAUGAAAUUGACAGCAUCAAAAUUCAACAACAGCUCCCAAAAUGGAAGCUCUCUCGCAGCUGAGCAUUGCGCCCUUCCCUCGCCGCUUCCUCUCGCCUCCGCCGACCGCAAAGCCGCACUUCAAACCCAGCGCCGCCGUCAGCGGCGGCCCCACCACCAGCAGAUGGGCCGAUCGCCUCUUCGCCGACUUCCAAUUCCUCCCUUCCCCGUCGGAAACUUCAGACGCCGCAAUCUCUGCGCCGCCUCCGCCGCUUCCUUCUCUCCCGGAGCGACUGGUGUCAGUGCCACUGGAUUUCUACCGUGUGCUCGGAGCGGAGCCGCAUUUCCUCGGCGACGGCAUUCGCCGAGCCUACAACGCUAGGGUUUCGAUGCCGCCGCAGUAUGGUUACAGCGACGACGCUUUGAUUAGCCGGCGGCAGAUUCUCCAAGCGGCUUGCGAGACCCUUGCGAACUCCGGUUCUCGCAGGGAGUACAAUCAAGGGCUCGCCGAGGAUGAGUUUGAUACCAUUCUCACUCAAGUGCCCUGGGAUAAGGUUCCAGGAGCUUUGUGUGUGCUGCAAGAAGCUGGGGAAACAGAGCUGGUUCUUCAAAUUGGAGAGAGCUUGUUGAAAGAGAGGUUGCCCAAGUCAUUCAAGCAAGAUAUUUUGUUGUCAAUGGCGCUUGCUUAUGUUGAUUUAUCUAGGGAUGCCAUGGCAUUGUCACCUCCUGAUUUUAUUAGGGGCUGUGAAGUGCUUGAGAUGGCACUCAAGCUAUUGCAAGAAGAAGGUGCAAGCAACCUUGCCCCUGACUUGCAAGCACAAAUUGAUGAAACCCUAGAAGAAAUCAAUCCGAAGUGUGUUAUAGAGCUCCUAGCACUUCCACUGGAUGAUGAGUACCAGUCAAGAAGAAGACAGGGUCUUCAAGGUGUGCGGAAUGUUUUGUGGUCUGUUGGUGGUGGGGGAGCAGCUGCUGUGGCUGGAGGAUUCACACGUGAAGAUUUUAUGAACGAGGUUUUUUUGCGUAUGACUGCAGCAGAGCAGGUUGAUCUUUUUGCUGCCACACCACGUAACAUACCCGCAGAAAGUUUUGAAGCAUAUAAUGUGGCCCUUGCUUUAGUUUCCCAAGCCUUCUUAAGCAAAAAGCCCCAUCUCAUUCAAGAUGCUGACAACCUUUUUCAGCAACUUCAGCAAACCAGGAUUACUGCUAGUGGGAACUCCUCAACUGCCUAUGGCACCAGAGAAAAUCGUGAAAUAGACUUUGCACUUGAGAGGGGUCUUUGUUCUCUUCUUGUUGGUGAAGUAGAAGAAUGCCGUGCAUGGUUGGGAUUGGAUAAUGAAGAGUCACUUUACCGAGAUCAGUCGAUAAUUAACUUUGUUAUAGAACACUCUAGUGACGACAAUGAAGAUGAUCUCCUCCCUGGCCUCUGCAAACUAUUAGAGACAUGGUUGAUGGAAGUGGUAUUUCCUAGAUUUAGAGAGACCCAAGAUGUUAUAUUCAAGCUUGGAGAUUAUUAUGAUGAUCCUACGGUUUUGAGGUAUUUAGAGAAACUGGAAGGUCAGGGACGCUCACCCUUGGCUGCUGCUGCAGCUAUAGCAAGGAUUGGAGCUGAAGCUACAGCUGUGCUUGACAGUGUGAAGGUUAGUGCAAUUCAGGCACUGCAGAGAGUAUUUCCUCUUGGCAGUGGGGAAAAGAAUGUCAGACAUUAUCAGAAGAAUGAUAUCAAGAGUUAUGGUAUGCCGGUUGUGAGUGGAGAGACUGUAAUGGAUCUUGAUCAUGAUGACUCCCACAGGUUUGGAGUUCCGGAGAUUACUGGUCGUGAUGGACUGCAGCAACAAGAAAUUAUUACUAACAAUAUAAAAGAUGCAACUAUAAAGAUCAUGUGUGCCGGUGCUGCAGUUUGUCUCACGACUUUAGUGGGGUUGAAAUUCAUGUCAUAUCGCACUGGCUCUUCUGAUUUACAUAAAGACCCUAGCACAACUUCUGUGGCUUCCGAUGUCAUCAACGUAGGGGCCCCAGUCUUUGAAAAUUCUGAAGAAAUACCCCGAAUGGAUGCAAGAUUAGCAGAAAAUCUGGUGCGCAAGUGGCAAGCUGUUAAAUCUCUAGCGCUUGGUUCUGAUCAUUGUCUUGAAAAAUUAUCAGAGGUAUUGGAUGGUCAAAUGCUAAAGAUCUGGACUGACAGAGCUAUGGAAUUUGCUCAGCAUGGCUGGUUUUGGGAUUAUCAACUUCUGAGUCUUAAUAUUGAUAGCGUGACUGUGUCAGUUGAUGGUCGGCGUGCUAUUGUGGAAGCAACUCUUGAAGAGUCUGCACAGUUAACUGAUGGAGCUCACCCCGAGCAUAACGACUCAUACAAUACAACAUACACAACGCGGUAUGAGAUGUCGUUUGCAAAGUCAGGCUGGAAAAUUGUUGAGGGAGCUGUUCUCAAAUCAUAAACCCAUUGUUAACACUACUAACCUUUGUGUACAUGCGGUAUUUUGUAUAAUUUGCUGGCUAUUAAUGAAGGCUUAUGCUAUUACAGAGGGUGCAA
Salvia hispanica is the source of this 2529-nucleotide messenger RNA. RefSeq names its product protein ACCUMULATION AND REPLICATION OF CHLOROPLASTS 6, chloroplastic. Gene Ontology annotation, cellular component: chloroplast inner membrane. Gene Ontology annotation, biological process: chloroplast fission. Lineage: Eukaryota; Viridiplantae; Streptophyta; Magnoliopsida; Lamiales; Lamiaceae. The record is from RefSeq and is a predicted model, not a curated record.